AUGUUCAGUUUUCACGUGCCGGCCGGUAGUAGUAGUAAUAGUAGUAGUAGUAAUAGUAGUAGUAGUAGUAAUAGUAGUAGUAGUAAUAGUAGUAGUAGUAGUAAUAGUAGUAGUAGUAGUAAUAGUAGUAGUAGUAGUAAUAGUAGUAGUAGUAGUAAUAGUAGUAGUAGUAGUAAUAGUAGUAGUAGUAGUAAUAGUAGUAGUAGUAGUAAUAGUAGUAGUAGUAGUAAUAGUAGUAGUAGUAGUAAUAGUAGUAGUAGUAGUAAUAGUAGUAGUAGUAGUAAUAGUAGUAGUAGUAAUAGUAGUAGUAGUAGUAAUAGUAGUAGUAGUAGUAGUAGUAGUAGUAGUAGUAGUAGUAGUAGUAGUAGUAGUAGUAGUAGUAGUAGUAGUAGUAGUAGUAGUAGUAGUAGUAGUAGUAGUAGUAGUAGUAGUAGUAGUAGUAGUAGUAGUAGUAGUAGUAGUAGUAGUAGUAGUAGUAGUAGUAGUAGUAGUAGUAGUAGUAGUAGUAGUAGUAGUAGUAGUAGUAGUAGUAGUAGUAGUAGUAGUAGUAGUAGUAGUAGUAGUAGUAGUAGUAGUAGUAGUAGUAGUAGUAGUAGUAGUAGUAGUAGUAGUAGUAGUAGUAGUAGUAGUAGUAGUAGUAGUAGUAGUAGUAGUAGUAGUAGUAGUAGUAGUAGUAGUAGUAGUAGUAGUAGUAGUAGUAGUAGUAGUAGUAGUAGUAGUAGUAGUAGUAGUAGUAGUAGUAGUAGUAGUAGUAGUAGUAGUAGUAGUAGUAGUAGUAGUAGUAGUAGUAGUAGUAGUAGUAGUAGUAGUAGUAGUAGUAGUAGUAGUAGUAGUUCAACCAUCCCAAGCAAC
Molecule: messenger RNA, 852 nt
Organism: Sabethes cyaneus
Lineage: Eukaryota; Metazoa; Arthropoda; Insecta; Diptera; Culicidae
Exons: 2
Source: RefSeq, a predicted model, not a curated record